This is a messenger RNA of Sphaerodactylus townsendi, 2517 nucleotides long. RefSeq names its product translation initiation factor IF-2-like. The coding region runs from base 1092 to 2366 and encodes 424 amino acids. The record is from RefSeq and is a predicted model, not a curated record. The transcript is spliced from 2 exons. Lineage: Eukaryota; Metazoa; Chordata; Lepidosauria; Squamata; Sphaerodactylidae.
CUCUCGCGAUGCGCGGGAGCACGCCAUCGGAGUGGGCCGGAGGUAGGGCCUAUAAAAGGCCCUGCCUCGUGUGCCACGGCCCACUCCGGAACAGAUCGUCGAGGGAUUCUGAUUCUUCGAGGGAUCCAGAAGAGCGGACAAGGAGUUUUUCUUUUGGUAUGGUGGGGGGAAGGAGAGUCAACGGGCCCUCGCAGGGCCCGGCGCCGGGGUAGCAACCGCGUCAAGGCUUGUCACACAGGCGGCUCGUCCCGCACCGGGGCCUCGCAGGGGCACUUCGGCCUCAGCCCCCGCUCAACGGGCGGGGGGCCUUAGUGGGGGCGACGGGCCUCCAUGGCACCCCCCUCCCCCCUCUUUUUUGCUUGUUACCCCUCUCAUGGGGCUUCGUGGCCCGGAGCAGCCGGGUCAUCAGGCCGAUCAGGGCGCAGGCUUACAGGGGUAGCGGCUAGGCCUGCCCAGGCGCACGUGGCAGCCCCCACCAGUCAGGCCAUUUAGAACCCCCCCCCAGUAGCAAGGGGGGUAUUUUUCUUUGUGCUGGAGGCUGGGUCGAUAGGCGGAGCCUGGCCCAGGUGGCAAAACAGCCCAGGUUGCCUGGGUUGUAGAGAAUGAGGCCUCAAUGGGGCAGUGGCAUUUUAUUCCUGGGAAGUGGUUUUCAUUCCCCACUCCACAGGUGGGUGGUGGAUCUUAACUUGGGGAAGCAGGUUUAACCCGUAACUCCCCCACAUGGUGCGUGUGGGGGACCCCGGGUCAGUCACAAUUCUCUCAGAACUCUCUCAGACCCAGUGACUGCUUAAAAUGUCUGCUUUAAGGGGAGGAAGGGUUUAUAUUGUUUGAAGACCCCAGUGACCUCCCAGUCCAAGAGCAAGGGCUUGCUGGGCCCAAGGCAGCAGUUAUGGGCCAAGUACUAUUGUUCACAUUUAUCUGCUUUUACUAACAUUAUUGCCUUGUUUUGGGGAUCUCCAUUUCCGUUCCUUGUCCAGGCUGGCUGAGUUAGCUACUAGGCUUUUUGGGUCACUAUUCUCAGUGGUGCGAGGGGCUAUCACGCUCUGAGGUGCUGUAGCUCAUUGGAUUAGUCACUCCUGCUUUGUUGCACGAUGGCACCAGCUAAGGGAGGUAAAAGGAAAACCCCAAGUGGGGGUCAGGGUCGAGCAAAACAGGCCCCUAAAGUGAGGAUUACAGCCUCCAGUGGGUCAGGCGCCAGCAGAGCAGAACCUGGCCCAUCUCAGAGAGCUCGUAAAGAGCCCCCUUUACCUAGCAGGCCCCGGCGAGCAACGGCAGGGAAGGCGCCCGCCUGGCGUAACCUAGAUUCCCCAACAGGGGCCAGGGCUGGGCAGCCCACCACAUCAUCUCAGGUUGCCCGCUCCAAGAGCUCUCAGGGGGCGGCCGCUAGAACUUCAGGAGCCCGGAGGAGGGUGGCAACAACCCCAGUAAAUAGACAUUCUGUGCAGGGAGUGGCUCCAGCCCCCUCCCCUGGGAGUCAACCAGGCCUUUCUAAUCUGAGUGCCCAAAUUUUCAAUGACCUGGCGAAUACAUUCGCAAGGCUGGCCAAAAGCUCUUCGCCCGGCGGGGCAGUAGCUUCAUUCGCAACUACAACAGCGGGCCCAUCUCAGCCAGCGGGGGACCAGGGGGAGGAGGCCUUUUCACAGGAGGAAGAGGAGGAGGAGGAGGUCUUGAGCCCUUCAUCAGCUGAAGAAGGUGAAGAGCCCAGCCGGGACCGCCAUCGUAAGAAACCAAGAAAAGGAUCUCGCCGGCAUGCAUCUAAGCGUCGCUCCCCGUCAUCUUCCUCCACUUCUUUAGGGUCACAGAGAGUCAUUUGGGUGGUUGGCCACAGCAUCGUCUUCUGGACUGGCAGACAUGCAGCCUCAUCAGGAUGGGGUCGGGACCUUGGCCUACACCAACAGUCCAGACUCCGUUGGAUUGGGAAAAGAGGCAUGCGUUGGCACGACCUUCUCCCCAUCCUGCGGACCAAGCUGCAAAUCUUCCAGCCUCCCCACGCACUGGUGUUACAGCUGGGAGAGAACGACAUCCCUGCAGUGAAGAGCGUGCAGCUGCUUCAAACAAUGUUAGCGGACUUGGACUCCAUUCACCACCUGCUACCGGAAACUACGAUCUUCUGGUCUCACUUGUUGGGGAGAUGCGUCUGGAGGGGAGCCUUGGACCCGCUUCGGGUGAAUGGAGCCAGAGCGAGGAUUUGCCGGGCUGUGUCGCGUUUUGUUCGGGGUUUUGGGGGGCGGGAGGUUCCACAUCGGGACAUUUCUCCUAAGGUAGAGUCUCUGUAUAGACAGGAUGGGGUUCAUUUAUCGCCUCAGGGCAUGGACUUGUGGUUGCAUAGCCUGAGAACAACACUGUGUGAUUGGCUGAAAACUUAGGAGGCAUUUGGCGGGAGCCGGGGGAAGGAUCUACCUUCCGGCCCGGCUCUGUGGCGGGUUGCGCAUGGGGGGUGAUCCGCUGGCAAGGGGAGCUGGGAGAGCUCCCCUGUUUACUACACCUCCUUAAGAGGUAGGGGUGGAACAAGCCCAC